This is a messenger RNA of Gossypium arboreum, 1130 nucleotides long. RefSeq names its product aquaporin TIP1-2-like. Gene Ontology annotation, cellular component: membrane. Bases 1 to 987 code for a protein of 328 amino acids. Gene Ontology annotation, molecular function: channel activity. The record is from RefSeq and is a predicted model, not a curated record. NCBI's taxonomy places the organism in Eukaryota, Viridiplantae, Streptophyta, Magnoliopsida, Malvales, Malvaceae. Gene Ontology annotation, biological process: transmembrane transport. The transcript has 2 exons.
AUGGAUUCCAUUCUCUCUCGCGGAUCUGAUCAUAAUCUUCCAACAACAAGUUCAGCUGAAAAUCACGAGACAAGGCUCCCAAAGGAAUCUAAAUCGGUAAAAGCAACGUUGUUUGGUUGCAUUGGUGCCCGUGAGUUUUCCUCACCAGAGAUGUGGAAGGCAGCACUCACAGAGUUGGUGGCGACUGCUUCACUAAUGUUCACAUUAACAACAUCCAUUGUCGCCUGCUUGGACUCGAACGAGUCUAACCCCAAGCUUCUUGUCCCAUUUGCAGUAUUUAUUAUUGCCUAUCUGUUUCUCAUGGUGACAGUUCCUCUUUCAGGUGGACACAUGAGCCCAGUUUUUACUUUCAUUGCUGCCCUCAAGGGCAUCAUAUCUCUAGCACGAGCUUCCAUCUAUAUCUUGGCCCAAUGUGUAGGCUCGAUAACAGGUUUUCUCAUACUCAGCAGUGUGAUGAGCCAUGACGCAGCAAAAAAGUAUUCCUUGGGAGGUUGUACCAUUGAUGGAAAGGGGCCAACCUCUGGGGUUAGCUCUGGGACAGCAUUGAUGUUGGAAUUUUGUUGUACAUUUGUGGUGCUUUUUGUUGGUGUAACAAUAGCAUUUGACAAGAGAAGAAGCAAAGAACUAGGGUUAGCUAUGGUUUGUGCAGUGGUGGCAGGGGCGAUGGCACUAGCAGUUUUUGUGUCCAUUAGUGUAACUGGGAGGGCUGGUUAUGCCGGCGUGGGCCUUAAUCCUGCGAGGUGUUUAGGGCCAGCCUUACUGCGAGGUGGUUCGUUAUGGGAUGGCCAUUGGGUCUUUUGGAUAGGACCUUGUUUAGCUUGCAUAAUUUAUUAUGGCUUCACCAAGGGCUUACCGAAAGAAGGCCUUGUUUGGGAAGAUGAAAAGCAUGACAUUAUGAAGUUAGCCGCUCCUGCACUUUGUUGUUGGGGACCUAGAAGUAGUACAAGUCAACUUAAUGGGAAAGUUUUGGAAAUUGUGAGACGCUGAAUCACUGAUGGAGGCUACCGCCUACUAGGUGGAGUGUAUUAUUAUUCUCAUGGGAGACUGAAUAUAUUUAUCUCCAAAGGAUUAAAUCAGAGUAGCAAAUUGAAUAAAAUUGGAUGUUCUCUAUAUAUUGGUAAUUGGUGUGA